This is a messenger RNA of Paralichthys olivaceus (Japanese flounder), 2799 nucleotides long. The record is from RefSeq and is a predicted model, not a curated record. Lineage: Eukaryota; Metazoa; Chordata; Actinopteri; Pleuronectiformes; Paralichthyidae.
CGCCUGGGCUUUAUAUCGCCCUGCCAGCCUUUCAGAGUGACGGCACUGGCUGCGAGAGAGAGAGAGAGGGGGGAGAGGGAGAGAGAGAGAGCUUAUAUAACACCAGCUCUGGGAAAUGCUGGAGCGCCGGGGGGACGUUUGCCGGACAAUAACCGGGGAAAACGGCGACCACAGCGGCCACAGACUGAGAUGCGGAUGCUCGACACCGGGAUGCCGUCGGACGCGCACCGCGGCUCAAGCUUUUCCUAACGGAUCACCCUGGAGACAGUGACCAGAGCCUGGAUAUUACAUCCCUCUCUGUUGUAAAACAUUCACUGUUCCUCUGCUGCUAUUGGUCAUUGUGGCAAUGAAGGAACAAGACACACCAUCUAUACCACUGUCAGAUGCUGAUGGACUUUCUAAAAAUCAUGAAGUUCUAGGUAGGCUACACAUCCAUCUUCUUGCUCCCAAUCCAUGAACUGGCCUUUCGCUGAGGUGAGAGACAGUCAAACGGCGUGGGAAUGGUGGCACCUCUCUACAAGCUGCACUGCCUGUUGAAGCGGGCUCAGAUGCUGCUGCUCUGCCUGGGCAUUGCCUAUCUGAUGGCAGGCAGCAUCCUGCUCCUGCAGCGCUCCAGCAUCAGAGUUGCCCAGCCAAACCUCGCCAGCCUGCCGCCCAUGCUGUCCCUCGCAGCGCCUCCCACUGCCCUCAGGACAGCGGGCCUGGCCGUGAGGGCCCGCUCCAGAUGGGCCGCCGUUCAGUCUGUCUCUGGAGGGGGAGCCAAGGCAGGGCGACACUGGCCUGCUUCCCGCAGCCUUGGGGUCCAACACUUGCAUCGCCGCUGGUUUCACAGUCUGCUGCCAGAGAGUCCAGAGCAGAGAGUCUCUCUGCACAGGAGCAGCAGGCAUAAGGAAUGUCUGCCCCCAGAUAUGUUACCUGAGAGGCUUGUGGUUCUGUGUGGGUACCAGUUUGCAGGUCUGGAGUACGGAGCUGAAUGCCACUGCGGGAACCGGAUCACUAGCCUACGGGCUCCUGAAGAGGACUGUAGUCUGGUCUGUCGGGGUGAGCGAGGUUCUCCCUGUGGCGGUGUCGGUCGACUCUCCAUUUACAAGGUGGAGGAGCAGCUGCCGGGUCACAGAAAAUUCAGAAAUGUUCACUUCCGCGGCUGCUUCAAGUUUCCGAAGAGCACCGUCGCCACCUUCCCCGUCUACUCCCUUCAGCCCAACCUGACAACACAGUCCUGCAUCGAGACCUGCACUGAUAAGGAGCUGCCGCUGGCUGUGUUCAAGAAACCGCACUGUUUCUGUACAUGGACGUCUCCUCUGUUCAGUCUCAACGCUGCUGUGAACCACACCAGCAACUCCACACCCUCAGCAUCCACCGAGCAUGACCACUACCAGGUGUAUCACACUCCGGUGCUAGACUCCAGGUGCAAAGAGAGGAUGUUUCUGCCUCAGAGAUCCAGCUCCCUCGUGGCUCUCUCCAGUUUUCCUGGUGCAGGCAACACCUGGGUACGGCACCUCAUCGAGCUUGUGACCGGCUACUACACUGGCAGCUUCUAUUUCGACGGCACGCUAUACAACAGAGGUUUCAAAGGAGAGAAGGAUUACUGGAAGAGUGGCCGCAGCAUCUGCGUGAAGACCCAUGAGAGCGGUCAGAAAGAGAUAGAAAUGUUCGACUCUUCCAUCCUGCUGAUUCGAAACCCUUACCGCUCCCUCAUGGCUGAAUUCAAUCGCAAGUGCGCCGGACAUUUAGGACAUGCUACAGACACACAGUGGAAAAGUAAAGAAUGGCCAGAAUUUGUCUCCAGCUAUGCCCCCUGGUGGGCAUCCCAUGCACUGAGCUGGCUGAAGUUUGGACACCGCCUGCUGGUGGUGCAUUACGAGGAGCUGCAGAGAGAUCUUCUCCCUCAGCUCCGUCUCAUCACGGGUUUUCUAAAUGUCACUAUGACUGAGGAGAGGCUGCUUUGUGCCCAAAGCAACCAGGACGGCCAUUUUAAACGCUCUGUGGCGCAGAGGCCCUCCUUUGACCCAUUCAACCCCGACAUGAAACAGAUGAUUGACUCCUUCAUCCACACCGUUGACGAGGCACUGCAGAGCAGGAACUUUAGCGGACUUCCACAGGAAUACCUCCCCAGAUGAUGAUGAUCUGAAAAGGUCACAGAUGCCUGGUCCAGCAGGGUAGUUCUUCAUGGAGUGCUGUGUGGGGAACAGACACACGCUGGCUUAUAGAAGUGGACCACCUGACUGUUUGAUAAGCCAGACGCACUAUGAAUGGCUGGAGAGUCAUGGAAACACAGCUGAGGUCACUGCAGAAAACAUGACAAUUCAUAGCGAGAUCCGCCGGUGAAGAAUGAUGAACGCCUCAGGGCCGGGGCCCGCCUCUCUGCGAGCCGCAAAUAUGACAAAUACUUAGAGAGGAUUUGUCAAGAUUUGUUGGACUGCAGCGUCGGGAUUAUCCUGCAAAGUGCUCGACUGCACAAAUAUGAAUGUGUGUAAAUCCAGGGCAGACUCAUUUCAGUUAAAGAGGGGUUUUCUGUGACUCUUUACAAUUUCACUUUAGUAAAUAUAUAUCAUGUUUCUAGUAUACGACCGUGUUAAUAAAAUGAUCUGUCAUACUAACACAGAUGAUAGACACAGGAGCAUUACUCGGAUUGUACAGUGUUUAAGGGGGGUUUCCACUGGUUGCUCCAUCAUGGUGGAUAAAAGCCUUAAAGCCGAACGAUGUGACAGAAUGGACUCUCCAUACGACUCGUACAUGACUGUACAUGAAGAAGAAAUGUGUUGAUUACAGUGAAGCUGCUUUAAACUGUAUUUUACA